CUUAUCCAAUGCCCUCACCGUCCGUAGCCAUUUUGGCUCAUGUCGUCCCCUGCCCUUCGCCCGCGCCGGUCCGCAUGUCUGGGUGCGCAGGUGCUUGGCCGCCACCGGCAGGCGGAGUGGCCCGUGCGAUAUCUUCGUCGGGAGGAGGCCUCUCGGCUAGAGGCCUCUGCGGUUCGGCGUGAGGCGAGGCGGCGCGGGCGCGUUGCCCUGGAGCGGGGCCUUUGGCGUGCGCUAGGCCGCCCCGACGGGCACUGGUGCGGCGCCGCACUCGGGGCGCUCGGCGACGAGGUGGCAAGGAGAGAGCGCCUCUCUCGGCCUACCUUGGCCGGGGGUCAUCGGAGCGCGGGCGAGGCCUGGGCAGGUGCUGGUGCGCAACUGCGCCCAACACGCCGCCAGCCUGCCCGAGGACGGGGUGCCCCUGUCCGCACGGCGUCUUGCUGAGCGAGGGCCGUGCCUCGGGGAGCAGUUCGGGGAGCCGACCACGCUUCCCGAGACCCUGAUGGGUCUGGACGCGUUGAACCUCGAGGCAGACCUGCUCGCGCAGGCGGCGUUGCAGGCACUUGACAAGGACGGCGACGGCUGCGUGUUCGGCGGCGGCAGCUUCGUGGAGGCGCCCGCGGCAGGCGAAGGUCGUGCCGUAUCUUCGGCAGCUGAUGCCAGGUCGGCCGCGCUUGCGGGAUGUGCAGGCGAUGGGCCAUGCGAUCGGUGCAACGAGUGCCUGGCCCCAGGAGCUUGUCUGGUGGACCAGCAUGCCGAAGUGGAGGCCUUCGUGAAGGGCCUGGCUUCGGGCUGGCGGCCGGCGGAGCAGCGCGCGCGGCAGCAGGCCCAGGACGUCCGGGACGAGCUGAAGGAGCUGCUCGUGGGCUCCCUCGCCAACAUCCGCGGCACCCUGCAGUUCUCGGAGCAGGUGCGGGGGGGUUCUCGCUCCUGCAGUUCGGUCCAGGAGCUGCGGGGCCUCAUGUCUGUCUGGCGCUCGCACGACACAGCCGCCACCCAGCACGUGGCGAAGCUCAUGGACACCGUCAAGGCCUGGGGCGGCCUCCUUCGCUCUGGGCGGGACGGCGCGUUGGCCUCGGACGGCUUCGCGACGGCCGCGAGGACCGAAGCGGGUCGGCAGUCCGAGAGCGAGCCCGCGAGCGAUAGCGCAGGCGAGGCCGAGGCCGUGGCCGAGGCAGGUCCGUUGCAGCGGCGCCGAAGCCAGCGCGAGCAGGACGUAGAAGACCUGACGGAGGCCUUCUGCGCGGAGACAAGCGGGCUCGAGCGGUCGCAUUCCGCGCGCGACCCGCGAAGCGGCUGCUGGAGCGCCUCGGCGCGCGCGGCGACCGCGCGGGCACGGGCUGUGGACCCCAAGCUUACGGCUUGCGGGCCCGCGAGGGGCGCGUGGUUUGCCGCUGCUCGCGGGGGGUCCCUGCCCGUUGGCCCCGCGCAAGCAUUGUCUUCAGGGG
Prorocentrum cordatum is the source of this 1445-nucleotide messenger RNA. NCBI's taxonomy places the organism in Eukaryota, Dinophyceae, Prorocentrales, Prorocentraceae. The record is from the annotation of a GenBank genome assembly.